Molecule: messenger RNA, 1718 nt
Organism: Camellia sinensis
Lineage: Eukaryota; Viridiplantae; Streptophyta; Magnoliopsida; Ericales; Theaceae
Product: putative glucan 1,3-beta-glucosidase A
Biological process (GO): cell migration; polysaccharide catabolic process; establishment or maintenance of cell polarity
Cellular component (GO): cytoplasm; actin cytoskeleton
Molecular function (GO): actin filament binding; hydrolase activity, hydrolyzing O-glycosyl compounds
Source: RefSeq, a predicted model, not a curated record
GAGACCCAUCAACAGAGAGAGAGAGAGAGAGAGAGAGAGGUAUUUGAGAAGGAUCAAAUGGCAACAAGUUCAACAAGACAACUGCUUAGCAUUUGUUUCUUUCUUUGUUAUACGCUCUCUCUUUCAAAUGGGAGAGUUACUCCCAACUUCAAAAUCAGAGCAGUGAAUCUGGGAGGUUGGCUAGUUACAGAGGGAUGGAUCAAACCAUCUCUCUUUGAUGGCAUCCCCAACAAAGAUUUCUUGGAUGGAACUGAGCUGCAAUUCAAAUCAGUAACGGUGGGAAAAUACCUUUGCGCCGAACAGGGUGGAGGAACAAUCAUAGUUGCCAACAGGACCUCUGCUUCAGGCUGGGAAACAUUCAAAUUGUGGAGGAUCAAUGAGACGACCUUUCAGUUUAGAGUGUUCAACAAACAGUUUAUGGGACUAAAUCACGCAACUGGAAAUGGGAUUGAUGUGGUUGCCGUCGCGAGCACGUCAUCAGAAACGUUUCAGAUUGUUAGGAAUUCUGGUGACUUGAGCCGCGUUCGCAUCAAGGCACCCAAUGGGUUCUUCUUACAGGUGAAAACAAAGGAACUUGUGACAGCUGAUUCAAAGGGAGAUGGUGGCUGGGGAGAUAGCGAUCCAUCUGUUUUUAUCAUGACAAUAAGCGGGAGAUUGCAAGGCGAGUUUCAAGUAACAAAUGGCUAUGGUCCACUCAAGGCACCGCAAGUUAUGAGGGAGCAUUGGAGCACAUUCAUAGUGGAAGAAGACUUCAAGUUCAUAUCAAAGAAUGGAAUAAAUGCAGUGAGAAUUCCAGUAGGGUGGUGGAUUGCCAGUGAUCCAAAACCUCCACACCCUUAUGUUGGGGGAUCCUUGCAAGCCUUGGACAAUGCCUUCCUAUGGUCUAGAAAAUAUGACAUUAAGGUUAUCAUUGACCUACAUGCUGCACCAGGUUCUCAAAAUGGUUUUGAGCAUAGUUCUCCCAAAGAUGGAUUUCAAGAAUGGGGAUUAUCUAACCAAAAUAUACAACAGACAGUUAAUGUUAUAGACUUCUUAACUGCCAGGUAUACUAACAACCCAAGCCUUUAUGCUGUUGAGCUGAUCAAUGAGCCGUUAGCACCUGGAGCAUCACUAGAUAGUAUAAUCAAGUACUAUAAAGCUGGUUAUGAAACUGUUCGAAAGCACUCCAAAACAGCUUAUGUGGUUAUGUCAAACCGGUUAGGACAAGUUGAUCCUAAAGAACUAUUUCCUCUUGCUAGUGGUUUAGAGAGAACAGUAAUUGAUGUACAUUAUUACAACCUCUUCUCUGAUGUUUUUAAGGACAUGACUGUCCAACAAAACAUCAACUUCAUCAACACCAACCGAGCAGCUGAUUUGAAUCGGGUUACUACAUCAAAUGGGCCUCUCACUUUUGUUGGGGAAUGGGCUGCAGAAUGGCGGGUGAAUGGGGCCACAAAAGAGGAUUACCGAAAGUUUGCUGAAGCCCAAUUGCAAGUGUAUGGGCGGGCCACCUUCGGUUGGGCUUAUUGGACUCUCAAGAAUGUCAACAAGCAUUGGAGUCUUCAAUGGAUGAUCCAGAAUGGUUAUAUCAAACUUUAAAAUUUAGUACUGCUUGUUAUUCUCAGUAUUUUAACCCCACUCAAAAUAUAAAAUAAAAUAAAUGUAGGGUUCUUUUUUAAAAAAAUAAUAUUGGUCGUUUGCUAAACUAAAAUGACCAAUCAGCUAUUUAAUUAGUGAAA